AAUGCACAAAAACUAGUAGAAGAAGAUGGUUACUGGGGUAACGACGACGUUAUCCUCGGCCUCUCGUUGCUAAUGUUUUUAUUGUGGGUUUAUUUUUCUCUUUUUGAUUAAUCUUCUGCAUAAGAAGAGCGGGACAUUUAGAAGAGACACUAAAAAGUCUCAUAAUGACGAGCCAGCGGCCUCCAUCCAGCAUGGGGAGGCCCCCCAGCCGCAGUGGAUCAGCGGCCCCUGGUGCUGGAAGACCCCCAACGGCUGUUCGACCCCCUCCUACAGCUAUUCGGGUCCCCACUGCAAUGGUUCCUGGUACAAGCGGUUACCCUGGCAUGAGGGGGGGCAUCCCCUCCCCAGGGGUUCUGGCUGCACCCAUCAAAGUGACAGACAGACCAGUCACCCAGCAGGGGCUCAGCGGGAUGAAAACUGGCAUCAAAGGACCUCAGAGACAGGUUCUGGACAAAUCCUACUACCUGGGCCUCCUCAGGAGUAAGAUCAACGAGCUGACCACUGAGACCAGCAAGCUCCACAAAGAAAUUGAUAACUACAACCAGGAGAACUCUGUGUACCUAUGCUAUGAGAAGAGAGCUGAAGAUCUGGCUGCGGAGAUUAAGGACCUGCAGGGCCAGCUUGCUGACCACAACAUGCUGGUGGAUAAGCUCAACACCAACACAGAGAUGGAGGAAAUUAUCAGCGACUACAGCAUUCUGAAAGCACAAAAUGACAGCGAGGCUCAGAGUAUUGACAACAUCUUCACAGAAAGAAGGGAGAGAGAGGAGCAGAUCAAGGCCAUUGAGGAGGAGAUCAAGAAGGAGCGACAGAUCGCAGACAGAGUCGUUCAGUCAAUGCCCACUGCCAAACAAGAGAAGUACUUCAGUAUGGCGGCGACCAAUGAGCAGCUGCUGCAGGAGCUGACUGUCCUCCAAGAAAAGCAGGACAAUCUGCUCACCAGGGUGGAAGAUUACGAAGAGGAGCUGUCACACUCACAGAUUAAGCAGGAAGUGGUUAGACUCCACGAAAUGUUGUCAGUGAUGGAGACCAAGCGGGAUGCCAUGGAGGAGGAGCAAAAGAGCAUGUGCUCCCCCAAGGAGGAGAGGGAGAAGCUGUUCCAACAGGUGAAGGAGGACAACCAGGAAAUAGCCAGCAUGGAGCGACAGCUGGCUGAGAUCAGAGAAAGAACCAGACAGACAGUGGAGGAGAUCCAGCAUCUGGAGCAGAACUCUGAGGCUGUUCAGGGGGAGUGUCAACAGAAAUUCAAGGAGCUGAAAAGGAAAGAGGAGGAGAUUAACCAGUUCAUAGAGUCAUUCGAUGAAGCCAAAGCUGAGGAGCUGCAGAAGCAGCGCCAGACCCAGGAGAGCAUCAUCUUGCUCCUGGAGCAUUGCAGCAGGAACACGUUGAGGUUACGCCAGGUGGAUGCAGUGACGGCCAGCGAGCUAAAAAACAUGCAGGAGGUUUUGGUCAGCAAGGAGACAGACGUCGUCCAAUCAGAGAGCACGGCCAGAGGACUGACAGCCGGUGUUCUUUGUCCAGAAUCACGGAGGUUGCAGCAGGACCUGGAGAAGGUGCAGCAGCUGGACGGGAAGAUCACAUCGGAGCUCAGCGGCCUGCAGGAGCAGGUGAGCAGCAUGGAGUCUGAGCUCCACACCUACAGAGACCUGGACGCCCUAAAGCUCACCGGCGAGGACAGGAAGAAGAAAUUGCUGGAGGAACGUGCAUUGCUGAGUCAGCGCCGGGACUCAUUCACCCAGCUUCUUGAGGAGAUUAACAGCAAAUACAAAGAUCUGAAGACCAAACUGCAAGAAAACGAGACUCACACACAGCUGGCCAACCUGGAGAAGAAGUGGCAGCACUUGGAGAAGAACAACUUUGUGAUGAAAGAGUUCAUCGCCUCAAAGACCCGGGAGAGCGACUUUGCCCUCGUGGCCAAGAAUGUCUCCCAGCAGCUGGCUGACUACAACAGCAUGCUGAUAAAGUCCCUGCAGAACAAGAGCUGAGCUGGAGCCAGCUGUCUCCACGUCAUUCUUCAUGUUUCAUUUCUUCAAGCAGGAAACAUCUGACUUAGGAAUGUUUUGUGUUGUCCAUGCAGUCACUGCUUUAUUUCAAAUUGAUAACAAAUAUAUUCUUAAUUUUUCAACUAAAUUUCUUAUUUGAGGCAUAUUUUAACAAAAUAACUAGAACUCAAGUUCACUUCCUGUUUUUAUAUUUAUUGCUUUUAAUUACAGGGAGAAAAAAAUCAUUUGCAUAAAAUCCAACUUACUCUAGAAAUAUAUUCAGCCUUUUUCCAGUACAUGGGCAUCAAACUACAGUAAACAUUACAGCUGAGGAUUGCAGCAGCGCCCCCUUUAUGCGCGUGUACACUACAGCAUUUUACACACAAUCACAACUUGACGGCUUGUUCGGAACGCCACCUUCCUCCACCCGUCCAGUUCCAGACCUUGAUUGUUAAGUCUCCACUCAGAAAAAAAGCAAAUGUGAUGGAACAGAAAAGAGUUUCAGAAUAAAAGUAUCUUCAUGGUAAAGAAGCAUUUGAUGCACAUCAAAAUAAGACACAGAAAGAUGGUGGAAACUGAGGCAAAUGAACAUUCUACUUUUUGUCCGAUCAUCACCACAGACUCUAAAUGUUUUUACUGCAAAUAUGACAUAUUGGAACUUUCUGACUGGAGGCCAAUAACAGCUGCUCUAGUUGUGAAACUUUCUCUUCUCACAUUUUGCAGACUCUAAAAAGCUGCUUGAUUACCUCAUCAAGCCUGUAACCCUUAUGCUAUCCUAGGCACUUUAACAUUGGGAGUUGGGUCAUCUAAACCCACUAGACAGUGCGCUGAACCUUUUUUCUUCAAUGAUUUGUGAACCUCACUGGUGUCCAUGGAUUACAUGAAAUCUUUCCACCUUUAUCCACCUUUGUCAUGGUAGGGGGAACACGUCAAUGUAAGGGUGGGGUCAUCUAAGAUAGCACAAGGGUUAAACUGUCAGGUUUAUGAAUUCAUUACAGCAGAUGAAAUAUUUCAAAAUAAAUGUCACUGAAGGGUUCCUUCAAACUAAACAGUUUAUUUUUUUUUGUUACAAGACAUGUUUUCUUAAAAAUCACACACAAAUACACCACUUCCUCCCACUCAGGAAAUUUAACUCUAAUCAAGUGUUGUAUUUUCAAGUUUAUCUAGAUAUAGAUAUCAAAUAAAUCUCUCAUUCCAAGCAGGUCCAGAAAACUUAAAAAAAGGAAGGGGAUUUCUGUCAGUGUGCUUAAAAUAUUUGACUGUGAUGGGAUUUUUGCUGCUACGGCAUGUGGCGCCGUCCUGCAGGCAGAACCAUCUACACAGGCCAUUGCUGCUGCUUCAGUUACCAUAAAACCAAAAAACUGAAAUGUUUAGUUUUAUAACAUUGCUGGAGAAAUCAUCCAAGAGAAAAAAGGGGCGCAAUUCCUUCAAGAUAAACCAUUUCCUUCUAAAAAAUUCCUCCACCACAAACAUGGAUUUGAAGGAUGAGCAGGUAAGUGUAGUUAUCUUCAUUUGUAGCUUAAUUUAAAUCACUUUCACUCUAAUAUAUUACACAUAAAAAACUGGCUGCACUAAAGGAUAUCAAAAACAAACAGCAGUUUGCUUUUAUUCAGCAAAAAGGAAAAGAUAAUGCUGUUACAGUUCAUGCUAUGCUUUAGUGCAUUCAUCGAGAUUUAAAAAAAAUAAUAAUAAUUCCAGAGCAGCAAUCACCUUCCAAACAUUCUGUAUGAGUGGCAAACAAUGCUCGAGACUUUAGUUAAAAUUCCUCACGAGAAGGUGUACAUUCAUUUCAGUAAUAUCGAGAAAAGAAAAAAAAAA
Molecule: messenger RNA, 3800 nt
Organism: Oryzias latipes (Japanese medaka)
Lineage: Eukaryota; Metazoa; Chordata; Actinopteri; Beloniformes; Adrianichthyidae
Gene: ift74
Product: intraflagellar transport 74
Biological process (GO): cilium assembly; intraciliary transport involved in cilium assembly
Cellular component (GO): cilium; intraciliary transport particle B
Molecular function (GO): beta-tubulin binding
Source: RefSeq, a predicted model, not a curated record